UUGGUACAAAAGUCAGCAUUGUCAUGGAUAACAGAGCAUGUUGCUUGUUCCAUUUCACUGAAUGCAUCUGACCUGGGAAAUUUACCAAGAAAGAGCUGAAAGCAAAACAUACACUGAUUAUUUCCUCUAAGGUUGUCUCAUCUUUUGACUAAAACCUUCAGUGAUCGUAAUAAUUUGAAAGACUGUAAAAUGGAAAUAUGUUACACACAUUGGCUUUUACUCAAAUCAAAAAUAAAGCCUCAUAAAGCUCUUAAGAACUUACUCUGUUAGCAUUGUGGCUGUAGAAAUGGCAGCUUUUGGUUGUCUUACCAGUUGCCAUAAAUGUGCAACAGAGAUCUAUGAGUCCUGAUGACUUUGGUGAAACCCUGGCUAUUUAUAUUGACACAAUCUAGUUCAAAUAUCAUUUAGUCCAAUGCUUCGGUGUCUGCAAACUAACUUGAUUUGUGUUCAGUGCUAAUUAUCAAAUGCCAGCGUGCUAACUCACCAUAAGGAGACAACAAAAUCUAAAAAGGAAAUAGAUUUAGACUUCUCUAUCUGAUUCUGUGCUGUUCUCUUCUUCUAACUUUAACAUAUUUGAUCUAGUUCAUCUCAUAAAUCCGAGCAUGCAAAAACAGCCGUUUGUCAAACAUCGCAGCAGGCCGCAGUGGUGAAGACGAGUUGUUUCAGGUCGCAGUGAGACAGUGAAAUUCAACUGCAGGAAGUCCAGUUUGAAUGGCUUGCUUUUACAGCUCUGGAGUUCACCUGAGAUAAAUGACUUUAUCCUCCAUCACUGUGAUCAUGAGAUAAACAGCAGAAAUACAACAUUCGGUUUACAACAUAAUCUACCGGGAGCGUGUGCUUGCAUGCAUUUUAUUGGGCAAGGCAGCAAAGGAUGUUGCACUGCAGCACAAGUCAAAAAGUCUGAGCUUUGCAUUAUGCAUAGAGGAGUCAAUUUAGUGAAGAUAGCAAAACAUUUUAGAGGAAGCAAAACAAAUAUACUGGUGGUAGAUUUUGCACAUCUGGCUUCUGAUAACUUCAUCUGUACAGCCUGUGUCUCCAGCUUUCUUUCAUACAUGUCCUCUCUUCAUCUGUUUGACAUUAUUCUAAGUGGAAGCCACGAAAGCCUUCCUUUUGAAAUUACCUCUCUGAAGAAACUGAGAGUUUCACAACUUGUGAUCAGAUGAAGCAACCUCUUCAAACUGCAGAGUACGUAUCUGAGCUGAACUCUCAAACAGCCAAGGCAGGUUAAUCCAAUGAAGAAGCGAGCCUCCGGAUAUUCUCUAACCCCCCCACCUCUGCCGUCAUCCCACGUUAGACUUUGUCUGUGCAUGUAGAGUCGGUCCAAAUAAAGGAAGUGAUGCAGGUGGAUUUUUGGAAGGAAAUGCUUCUCAUUAAAAAAAAAAAGUCUUUGGUUCAUUGAUUGGUUGCGAAAAUCUUCUCAGUGGUUGACAGAAGAGUAUAUAAGAACAAGAAAAGCGUGUUGUUGGUCACAUUGCAAAGAGAAGAAACUGAAAUCAUCACAUCAGCACAAGACAAGAUGCUUACACAGAGACAGACAUACCUGGAGAAGGCUCUCCUCUUUGCUGUGCUGCUUCUUCUGACCUCAGCAGGUCAUUCUGAUUCUGCAGUGCUCCAGACCACAGCAACUCCUCCUCUUCCAUCAGAUUCACCUCUGACCACGCAGCUCAGCAACAGCAGCAUGGAAGGACCACGAGUCCAGUUUCUACACACACCAUGUGGCAGCGAUCAUGACAAUUUCUGUAGCAACGGUGGCCAGUGUGUGUUCCCCCAAGACAGCGUCGAGCCCUCCUGCAUCUGCACGUCCUCCUAUGGCGGGCCCCGCUGCAUGUUCAUUACUGAAGAAACUUAUGUUCUGCCCGAGAUAGAGGAACUGAUUGCCAUCGGCUUUGGAGUAGUCAUGCUCAUCUUUUUCCUGGCCAUUUUGAUUUACUGCAUCGCCCUUAAGAGGUGUAGGGAGUCAGCACCACUAAUAAAAUCUGCACCAUCUGAAAUUUCCGUGUGACUUCUCCUCCGUUUUCAUUGUCACCUGCUGGAAAAACCCUAACACUUCAUCAUACUGUGUAAUAAUCAUGUCAUUUCAAUGCUGUGAAAGGAGGAAAAUCUGGAUGACCUGAAAGCUGUAUCACACCUGAAUGGGAGGGGAUAAAUAUUUAUUGUAACUAUUAAGUUAUUUCAGUUUUCAAUUUAUUUAAAGUUUUGUAAUAAAUAUGUGAAAAAGA
This is a messenger RNA of Acanthochromis polyacanthus (spiny chromis), 2219 nucleotides long. It is a transcript of the gene epgn, whose product is annotated as epithelial mitogen homolog (mouse). The coding region runs from base 1517 to 2002 and encodes 161 amino acids. The record is from RefSeq and is a predicted model, not a curated record. The transcript has 5 exons. Gene Ontology annotation, biological process: positive regulation of mitotic nuclear division; positive regulation of cell population proliferation; epidermal growth factor receptor signaling pathway. NCBI's taxonomy places the organism in Eukaryota, Metazoa, Chordata, Actinopteri, Pomacentridae.